Closterium sp. NIES-65 is the source of this 1569-nucleotide messenger RNA. NCBI's taxonomy places the organism in Eukaryota, Viridiplantae, Streptophyta, Zygnematophyceae, Desmidiales, Closteriaceae. The record is from the annotation of a GenBank genome assembly.
AUGGUAGACCUGGCUGAGCCUGAGGUAGCUGUCAAGGGACUCAACGGUGAAAGCAUGCUGGCAGGGCAGCACGAGCAGAGGGCUCUCCUCCAGCGUCUCCCAUAUGAUGAGAUACACUCUCAUCUCCCUCUUCUUCUUCGACCCACACCCUUCCACCUUGCAAAACGCCUGGGAAGGGCACUUAUUGGCACAGAGCGAUGGGCAUUGGUGGCUGCACAAGAGGCGUUUCUCACACCGCUACUCGCACGACUGGCGGUCGCAGGGGGCACCGCAGGGGAGGGAGCACCGCCCCUGGUGCCUGCAGGUCCACCCGCAAGGCUCGGCGCACGCAGAGCAGGUCCGGUUGCAGGGUUGGGGGCGAGAGCUGUGUUGGCACACCACGAGGCAUCGUUUGGUAUAGGGCUUGCAGGGAUUGCCGAGGUGGCAGGGGUCGGGGCAGCGGUGGCCGCAGGGGAGGUCGCGUUUGCAUGGCUGCGUGCAUUCCUUGUGCUUUCUCUCCAACUACUCCUGAACCUGCUGAAAGCCUAUGCUGAGUCGGGCUAUCUGCAUCCUCUGCUGCCCGCCCACGCCCCCAAGCAUGGCGAACUGCUCGAAGACAUUCCCUCACGUGACGCCCCCUCCCUCUCGCCCCCGCCCGUGCGCCCUCCCUCUCGCCCCCGCCCGUGCGCCCUCCCUCUCCCCCCCGCCUACAUAUCCAGCGCCAUCAUGCCAGGUCUAACGCACUGGUCGAGCCCUCGUUCCUUCAGCGUCUUCUCCUCGCCCACCUGUGCUGCCGCCAUCUGUGCUGACGCCCUCAUCAGCGCCCUCAACGUCGUCGGCUUCUCGUGCCACGUGGCUGGCAUGCCCAAGGGCAACGUGUGCAUGGUGCCCACCACCGCUGCACUGGCGUAUGCCCUGACUGCUCUCCAACUGUUGGAUGCGGUGCAGAGGGAUGAGGCAACCGGCCUCAUUCCCUUCUUCCUCGUCCCCACAGUAAGUGUGUGCGAGGUGCCUUCUUCUCUUCUUCUUCAAAUUCCUAUACGGGGAAGGUGCUUUGUUCCCCUCUCCCUCACUCUCACUGUACGUGGAAGGUACCUUAUUCCGUUCCUCUCACAUGUCAUGAUAAGCCACCUCGCACAUGGGGCGGUGCUUGGCCGCAUUUGUACCUCUGGUACGUUUCCCGAUCGACCGGUGCUCGUCCUCAUGUCCGCCCCUAUAUCGCCGCCAGACAGCCGGCCUCUGGUGAAAGCACUGCCAAUACUGUCAGAAUAUCUGCGGAAUAAGGCAAUAGAGCGCGAUCACCUGCUGAUGGCUCCGCAACCCUUCGCCCUCGUCUGCUUCCCCCUCAAGCCUCCCUCUGCUCGCACACAGAGUGGGGUGGCGUGCACAGGGGUGGGCGACGGGAGAGUGGGCGACGAGGUGUCGGUGAGCGAGGGCAGCGUGGAUGUAGGGAGGGAGGUGAAUGCGGCGCCACUGGAGGCGAUCAACAGCAGCGCGCAGGCGCAUCUCUCUCACACAGACAGUGCUGAGCUCCUUGCUGCUUGGCUCCUCCAUUCCUCAAAUGUAUCUCACUUGCACACUAACUCUUGA